CUCAAGACCUCUGAAGGGAUUCUUGCAUCUGACGCAUACACGCUUCUCCUUCUCCUGGAAGAUAAUAUUUGCCAUCAGAAUUAUUAUGCGAACCGUAGUGAUCUCUCUCCAGUUCAGCAACAUGUUCUGAUAUGACUUUCCUUUUGUUGAUCAUGAAAACCUCCAGAAUACCAAGACCUCCAGUUCCGACAUGUUCUUUCUGUGCCUUUUUUUUAAAGAUCGCAACUGCUUUUCAUUUUUCCUUGUUGUGCUCCAGGCCGACGCAGUACGCAAAGUUACAUAUUGUUGUAGAGGCACGCGCACGUAUCACAGCAUAUUUAGCAUAUUGUGAAUACCGAUACGUAUAGCGAUAGCUCCCGUUUCUAGUUGAGCGGAGAUAUUAGAACCUCUACCGAAUUGACUGAAAAACAACCUUUUUCUUUUUUACCUUUUUUCCCCAGCAAAGUUCUUACUAGAAAGAUCAACUUCUAUAACAAGCACGAUACCACACGACCCCAACCCUUUCACAAAAAUUUCGAAAAUGGGCAAACUCGAUAGCAGUCUCGACGACCUGAUAGCGAAAAACCCGACCAAACCUUCCUUCCCACCCCGCGAAACCAAAUCCAACAGCAGUACCGCUACCGCCACCACAGCUUCGGGCAGCCCUCGAAAAAACAGCAAGAUGAAGGGCAAAGGGAAACAAGGAGCGAAAAGAACCGGCAGUAUAAAAGGUGCUUCAUCUUCUAUUUCAACCAAGGCUGGCGCAACUACUUCUAAGGGCAAGAAACAACUGGCUGGAACUAAAGCUGCGAAAAAAAAAACCACUACCGGUAGUUCCACAUCGGCUCUGACGAAUGCAAAAAGAAUGCUGAAAACCACGAAGCGGGGCACCAUUCUGAAGAAAGCCGCCGUUGCCGCACUGGUGAAGAAGCUCGGGGCGAAAAAGAAGCUGUUGGCCGCGAAGUUUCAGACCAAAGGGAAGGGGAAGACGGGGAAAAAGGGAGCUGCAUCUACUACUUCCGGUGGUCUUGUGGGGAAGAAGGGCAACAAGAAAGGAGAGAAGCCCUCCUCUAGUACCAAGGGCGGUAGUACCAGACCAGCGAAGGGCAAGGGAAAACAGCAGGGUAAAAAGCAGUCUUCGAAAGUAGAACAAGCGACAACUACUAGACCUGCAAUUAAGCGGACUCUCGUACUGAAGAAGAAACCCACGUCCACUAUCGGCAAGAUGUCAGCUUUGUCGAAAAAGCGGACACUCGCACAGAAGUUGAAACGCGUACGAGCUACAACGAAAAAGGGCGCGUCUAAGGGCGGAAAGGCGAGACUGGCUGCACGUGCCGCGGUUGUGAAAUUUCUGAAAGGACGGAAAAAGGCGACCCUCGUUCGAAAGGCAGGAGCGACGAUCAAGAAACCUAAAGGUGGUAGUGCGAAGGGCGGGAAGGUAUUGAUAUGGUUUUUUCCUUGAUCCUGCAUGACGUAACUUGGAAAUGAUCGGAACUUGACGCAAAUGCAGCACACAAGCCCAUUCACAUUUUGAUUUUUGUCGCAAAUUGAAUAAUUUCAUAUCUCGAACAACAAAACAGGGCAAAGGCAAGUCUGGCGACGGCACAAGCGGGAAAGGCGAUAGUACGAAAGGGAAGAAAGGAAAAAGCAGUGCUUCUACCGGGAACAAAGUGGUCCUCCGUCGGAACACCUGGUAUACCUACACGCCUCCAUCUUGGGCGAAGGGGAAGGAGAAGGGAAGCGGUAGCAAGGGCGGGUAUAACGGUGGUGCAGAUAAUUGGUCCGCUUCUUACUACGGCACAACGGGAAAGAAAGGUAGCAAAGACAAGUCCUACGGCGGAAAAAGUACCACCUCGAAAGGCAACGACGAUUAUUCUGCGUAUUCCGCUUUUGAGAAGGGCAUGAUGAAGGGAAAACCGUGGAUGAAGGGUAGUUCGAAGAACGGCUACCAAGAAGAACACAACAGUUACAACACCUCCUACACAGUCGAUCAUUCCGGCUCCUGGAAGGGGAAUAAAGGCGGUCAAGAAGCAUGGGAAGAUGAUUGGUACAACUCCAAAGGAAAGGGAAAGGGCUACAGCAAGAACCACGGCCCCUAUUCUGGAAAGAAGGACGGAGGUGUUGUAGCGCCGUAUUACGGCAAGAAAGACGGUAAGAACGGAAAGGGUGAUUACUGGUACGACGGGAAAAAAGGUGGUUACGGAAAGUCGUGGUAUAAUGGUGGGAAAAAUCACGAACAGCCCGAGGAUUUUUACAACUAUGAGGAAGAAGAACGAGAAGAACCUUACGUCGAAAACUACCGGACUCCACGGCUGAAUAUGGACUACGAGGACUGGAACGUCGGUUUUUACGAGCGGAAAGGCGGAUUUUCCUCGGGCAAGAAGGGAAAAGGGAAGAAAGGCAAUAAACGCGGUAAAGACCACGACGAGCACGACUCGUGGGAAGCCGGUCCGCCGAGAGCGAAUACUCGGAAUCGUUCCCGCAGCCGGUCCUGGAACAACCAGAAUCGGUAUAACGUUGAGCAGAGUUUUAACAACGACGAGCAAAGUUAUUCCGACAAUUCUUGGGAACAACCGGAGGUCGUUGACAACCGAGUAGAAUCCAGCAGCACUUCGAGACAGCACCCGGUCAGUAGGAACAAGAACACUAGUUCUACCGCCCGUCGUUCCGCUGGCAACAAGAUCAACGCUUUGGAUGUGAUCUCCUCCCACGGUCAAGUCGAAAAGAAAGCCCAGACUGUGGUUUACGGCAACAAGGGCCAUCUCCCAACAACCGUCGAGAAGUACCGGGGAUUCGGGAAAAUGAUCCAGAUUCACAACUGCCCGACCAACAUGUCGCAGGAGGAACUUAUGCGGGCGUUUGAGGAAGUUGGGGAUGUCGUUACGACGGAAAUUGACGAAAACGCGAAUUUGUGUUGGGUGGUGUUUGAAAAAUCGAAAGACGCCUAUGAAGCGGAACACCAAUUCGACGGCGGGGAGAUUAAUGGACGGACGGUGAAAAUUGUGGUGAUGUAGAAUCCGCAUGACAACGAACUGCUCUAGACGGUUUGUUCUCAACAUCUCUUGGUAGCACGACAUCUAUAGUGGAGCUGAGCGGACGUACAGCAGGGUUGGCUUUCUGCACAUCAUGCUCGAGAAUAAAGAUUUAAAAUGGUGGUUAUUUUCAUCUUUCGAGGAAUUUUUUCAGAACAAAAUGUUGGUUUAAGGAAGCCAAAAAGCAGUCUUUGAAAAUAAACCGUUUAUGUGCGACUGCGAUGUAGAUAUGGAAGGCUGUGGACCCUUUACGGCUUUUCAUUUUCUUCCUACCUGCGAGCCUGACUGGACGUGGCACAGAUGAUCAUGAUGAAUACUCACUUUUGAAUCAUUUUUUUGGGACGAGACAAAGGCAAACCACUUUCAAUUGAUUCGAACUGACACAACGGCGAU
Amoebophrya sp. A120 is the source of this 3404-nucleotide messenger RNA. The record is from the annotation of a GenBank genome assembly. NCBI's taxonomy places the organism in Eukaryota, Dinophyceae, Syndiniales, Amoebophryaceae.